Molecule: messenger RNA, 860 nt
Organism: Sorghum bicolor (sorghum)
Lineage: Eukaryota; Viridiplantae; Streptophyta; Magnoliopsida; Poales; Poaceae
Product: MLP-like protein 423
Exons: 2
Coding region: 123-596 (157 amino acids)
Biological process (GO): abscisic acid-activated signaling pathway; defense response
Molecular function (GO): abscisic acid binding; protein phosphatase inhibitor activity; signaling receptor activity
Source: RefSeq, a predicted model, not a curated record
CUCUGUACGUAUAUAUACACGAGGUCUGGGCAUUGGUCUCACCAUCGCCAGAUCACCACCACAGGCACAUCACUGCCUAGUCACCUACACUACGAAGCUAGGUUGGUAGAGGCCGGCCGGCAAUGGCGUCCAAGGUUGAGCUGGUGGUGGAGGUCAAGUCCCCGGCGGACAAGCUGUGGGCGGCGCUGCGCGACUCCACGGAGCUGUUCCCCAAGAUCUUCCCCGAGCAGUACAAGAGCAUCGAGACCGUCGAGGGCGACGGCAAGUCCGCCGGCACCGUCCGCCUCCUCAAGUACACCGAGGCGGUGCCGAUGCUGACGUUCGCCAAGGAGAAGCUGGAGGUGGCGGACGACGAGAACAAGGUGGUGUCGUACAGCGUGGUGGACGGCGAGCUGGUUGACUUCUACAAGAACUUCAAGAUCACGCUGAAGGUGGCCAAGGCGGCGGCGGCGGAGGGCGAGGGUGAGGCCGGCGCCGUCGUCAACUGGUCCAUGGAGUUCGACAAGGCCAACGACCAGGUGCCCGACCCGGACGUCAUCAAGGAGACCGCCACCAAGACGUUCCACGACCUCGACGACUACCUCCUCAAGAACUAGCAGAUGGAGACGGUCCAGUGUCCAGUUUACUGCUACUACUACUACUAGUGCUCUGCUGCUAGUGCACGUCGCUGGUGUGGUGUUGGUUGGUUCGAUCGUGUCCAUGCUGGUCUAUUUGCUACCUAGCUACGUAGCUACCAAGGUCCGUGUCCUCGUACGUCUGAGGUUCAUGUUGCUGCGGCGCCGCGUCGUCGUGCAUCUGACGACGUGUCGUUGCACACUGGUCCUCCUCCCGCGUCAAUAAAGCUAUCCGUGUUCACGCCC